AUGGCGGCAUACUCUGAACAGGUCAUACUUUGUACGGGGAAAGGAGACUGGGUCAGCAACAUCGAGCAGGAAGAGGGUGAAACUGGAGAGUUUGUGAGAGGCCUCAAAGGUGUAAUUGGGAAGGGCGGUCCUGGGUUUGAUCCAUUUACCAAUGUCCUCAUCACGGCUUCCUCGUUGCAGAAGAGUGAAAAGGCUGGCGCAACAACGGCUCUAUUGUUUCCCAGUUUUAAACGCAUACCAAACAUCCCACAUACGCCUGAGGCCUUUUCAAACUUUGCAACCGCAUACUUGAAAGCCCGGAAGCUACAUUCCAUGCAUGAUGGUCUUAGCGCUGAGCAAAAGGCCAACCUCCUUCGCGACGAGUCGAAAGCAACAGAACUACCAAAGGUGGAAAACAUCACCAAACCCACGAUCUUAAUCUGCGGACACGGCGGCCGCGACCAACGCUGCGGCAUCCUCGGGCCCUUGUUGAAAUCCUCGUUUCAGUCCGAGUUCCAGCGUAGGAACAUCGAUGCUGAUGUAGGCCUGAUAAGUCAUAUCGGCGGCCACAAGUACGCUGGAAACGUCAUUAUGUAUCUGCCUCCUAGUAUGGAAGGUAACGCACUGAAAGGUUCGGGCAUCUGGUACGGGCGUGUAGGGCCUGAGAAUGUCGAGGGUGUGGUUGAAGAGACGGUGAUUAGAGGGCGUGUCAUUACGGAGUUGCUGAGAGGGGGUGUCAUGCAGGGCGGAGGGAAUAUUGGGAGGAUGAUUGAGACACAAUUGAUGAAAGAUAAUGGAGAAGAGGAUAGUGGGACCCUGAGGUUAAAGGCUAGGGCAAGAGGCUGA
Molecule: messenger RNA, 825 nt
Organism: Alternaria atra
Lineage: Eukaryota; Fungi; Ascomycota; Dothideomycetes; Pleosporales; Pleosporaceae
Exons: 2
Coding region: 1-825 (274 amino acids)
Source: RefSeq, a predicted model, not a curated record